Xylaria bambusicola is the source of this 2648-nucleotide messenger RNA. Its product is annotated as MFS monosaccharide transporter-like protein. Gene Ontology annotation, molecular function: carbohydrate:proton symporter activity. Gene Ontology annotation, cellular component: membrane. NCBI's taxonomy places the organism in Eukaryota, Fungi, Ascomycota, Sordariomycetes, Xylariales, Xylariaceae. Gene Ontology annotation, biological process: transmembrane transport; carbohydrate transport. The record is from RefSeq and is a predicted model, not a curated record. The transcript has 10 exons. The coding region runs from base 455 to 2083 and encodes 542 amino acids.
AAAAACCCAUGAGGGGAAGGGGAUGCGAGCUCCGUCGGGGUACCAGUAGGGGAAUACUUGGCGCACCUGUCUCCUGUGGGGGAUCUUCGGAUUUGAUCAGGGUUUCAUUCACAUGGCUUAUGCUGUGUUUUCGGCAGUUUUGGUUCUGAGGGGCUUGAUGGUACCCUCGUUUCUGCUGGGGACUGUUUCUCAUAUGCCGAUGUGGAAAAGCGUUUUUAUAGUAUUGUGCAUCCAGAGAUAUAAUGCGUUUGGACUCGCACUUGAGUUUUUUUGGGGGACUUGUGAGCUCUGUUUAGACGAGACGUUGUCUUUAUAUAAGAGUUUAAAAAGGUAUUUGAUCUUGCUGAGGGAUCGUGAUUUUUGUUGCAUGAGGGAAUGUUGAUGAGCGCUGCUGAAUACUACAGACUGAUUACUUCAUCUUGCGAUAUAUCACGCUAGCCCUUGGGCAUUUAUCAUGGCGGAAAAUAGAUUGAAGGAUCAUGAAUUGGGUAUGAGGGAGCAUUGGAAGGCUCUGCUCAUCAUCACUCUUGUCUCGUUGAGCUCCUUUCAAUAUGGCCUCGAUUUUGGAAUUAUCGGCGGCCUGCAGGCGAUGAUUGGCUUCCUUCAGAUCUUUGGGGAGAGAGCCCCGUCAACGCCUCUCGGUUGGAACAUCAACGCCGAACGACAGCAACUCAUUUCCUCUCUAAUGGUCCUCGGCGCUUUCAUCUCAUCGUCUACUGCCGGGUUCACAGCCAAGUACUUCGGUCGUAAGAUGUCACUUUGGAUCGCAUGCGUCGGUGUUUUCGUUUCUACGGCACUCAUGCAGGCUACGACGCAGAUUGGGGGCCUGUACGCUGGACGACUCAUCAUCGGGCUGUCGAACGGUCUUCUUAUGACGCAUGCGCAGCUCUAUAUUCAGGAAUGUUCACCUGGUCGAUAUAGAGGAUUUGGCAUUUCUAUAUUCACGUACUGGGUGGCGGUGGGGUCUCUCAUUGGCACAGUAAUCGACAACUUCGCUUCAAAAAUUAAUAGCAGGAACGCAUAUAUAAUCCCGUUAGGCAUCGUCCACGUCAUCCCAUUAAUCUUGACGCAAGUUAUUGACACUCCUUUGAUUCAACUCCCCGACUCAUAUGAGAUUGGUAAAUCUCUGAAGCUUGAUGCUAACUCAGUUGUUCACAAAGGGAGGAUGGAUGAGGCAGAGCGCGCACUUCGGCGGUUGAGACCGGCAGGAUGGUCCGUUAUGGACGAGCUGGAAGAGAUGGCGACAACACUAGCAGCAGAAGCACGAUUGCAGUCCAGCAUAGGAUACCGCACCUUGUUUCAGAAUCCAAUCGAUCGACGUCGUACAUUCUUGUCCGUCUUUGGCUUGACUACUCAGGCUGCCUCCGGGGCUAUGUUCGUGAUCUCGUAUGGCACAUACUUCUUCGAGAUGGCCAAUGUGGGCAACGCGUUCGAGAACUCAUGCAUACUAACCGGGACUGGCGUUGCGGCACUAUUGUUUAACGCCUUGGUCAUCACGAAGUACGGCCGUCGACGCGUCAUGAUGACCUCGGGCUUCAUCGUCUGCGGACUUUCGCAACUGAUCAUGGCUAUUGUGUACACCAUUGAGCCCGGAACGGAGAAAACAGGCAAGGUCAUCGUCGGCCUUAGCGUCAUCUACAUCGUAGCUUAUAAUGCCUUGAUAUCCACCUACGCAUGGCUCUCGGGCGGCGAGCUUGCAUCUCAAAGGUUGCGCAGCCACACUUUCGGCCUGGCCACGGCGAUCGGAUUCUUCGGUGCUUGGCUGACUACAUUUACUGCGCCGUAUUUCAUCAACCCUACACAGCUGAAUUGGGGUCCGAAGUACGGUUAUAUCUGGACGGGCAGCUGUGCUGUAGCCGGAGCCUGGGUCUGGUUGUAUCUGCCUGAGGUCAAAGGUCGUACCCUUGAACAGAUCGACGAAAUGUUUGAGGCUGGUGUUCCUGCUCGUAAGUUUCGAAAAUAUCAAUGCACGCGUCGCGUCGACGAUGAAAAGCCUCAAGUCGAUCAUGUAGAAUCUCAGUCAAGCCAGGAGGAUGGAAGUGAGCCGAAGGUGGUCGCUAAUGUUUCAACAUCAAAAAUCUGAUCUUCUACAUCCUUGAUAAUAUCUAUCAUACCAUUCUCGACUCAUUGCUGGUACAGGGUGCUUCAAGCUGGCAGUUGUAUAUGUCAUGUACAGCGCGAUUGGAUAAUAAGAGAAGAUUGGUAGUCCAUUGGCUUUAUCCGUUAACUUUAAAAAUUUGAUUAUUUUGCCCAAGCACAAGUGCAUAUUCCUGCUAUCUGCGCCUAGUCCUCGACGGCUCAAGCCAUUGUCAUGGGAACCCCUUAUGGCCGCGAAGUACAUGCCUCGUAUCUCGCCCCUAAGAACUCACAACUUUGUGACAGCCUAAACUAGGUACUAGCCGAGAUUCCAAUUUAAUAAGGUGGUUUCUGUCACCAGCUCCAUCAACUUAGCCAAAAGAGAGCUAUCACAGUAGCGCCCUAGAAUCAAUAUAGAUAUAUCAGUGCACACCAUAUUGGAAUUCCCCAAUAUCAAUGCCUCUGAGUAAAGCCGCUUCGAGUUACUUAUAGUGCUCUUCUAAGUUCUGUGCAUUCAAGUUCAACCUAAGCCUAUAAUUGCUACAUGUAAGAUCUGCCUCUCUUUAAUGAAU